AUGAGCUCCUCGUUUUCUCAUGCGGGUUCGGACCGUCCAACUUCGGUGGUGGUGGCUGAGCCAUCCGCUCGCCCUACCUCACAUAGACAAGUCUCCUCUACCGUCGUAGAAAGACACUUUGCUGGGGUGUCAUCGUCCAACCCACAGCGUCCGGCCGCUUCCGCAGCCCUCUUUGACUUCGACUCCGCCGGAGCAGAUGGUGACUCCAGUGGGAGCGGAGGUAGCGGCAGUGGUGGGGUUGGCGCUGGAGUAGUUGGUGGGGUUAGUCAUCCCGCUUCCGCCUCAGUUACUCCUAUCACCGCCACCCCUGUGCUCCCAAAUGGCCCAGAGAGGCCCCCUCCCACCGGUGCUGGCGGUAACCCCCCGACUCCUACUAACUCCAUGGAUCUCGUUAGUCUUUUCGAGUGUCCUGUCUGCAUGGACUUCGCACUGCCUCCGAUUUUGCAGUGUCAAAGUGGUCACAUCGUCUGUGCCAGUUGUCGCAGCAAACUCUCCUCUUGUCCCACUUGCCGCGGAAAUCUGGAAAACAUCCGCAAUCUGGCAAUGGAGAAACUGGCCGCUAGUAUUCUCUUCCCCUGCAAGUACGCUCUAACUGGCUGCGCGGAGACUUUCCACUACACCGUAAAGGCGGAACAUGAAUCUGUCUGCGAGCAUCGCCCCUACAGCUGCCCCUGCCCGGGCACCUCGUGCAAAUGGCUUGGCCAACUCGAUCAGGUCAUGCCUCAUCUUCUGCAGAGCCACAAAAGCAUUACCACAUUACAAGGCGAGGAUAUUGUCUUCUUGGCGACCGACAUCACCUUGCCUGGGGCCGUUGACUGGGUGAUGAUGCAGUCGUGCUUCGGGCAUUACUUCAUGCUUGUGCUGGAAAAGCAAGAGCGAGUGUCUCCCGACCAGUUUUUCUUCGCCCUCGUCCUCCUUAUCGGAACUAAAAAACAGGCUGACCAGUUCGUGUACAAGCUAGAUCUGACGGCUUCCACACGGCGCUUGACAUGGGAGGCGACGCCGCGGAGCAUUCACGACGGUGUGCAAGCGGCGAUCGCCAUUUCUGACUGCCUUGUUUUCGACUCCAACAUGGCUCAACUAUUCGCAGAUAAUGGCAGCCUCGGCAUCAAUGUGACCAUCUCUCGCGCACGCGUUAACGGUAGCGGCGGUGGUGGAACGAGCGCUUCCGGUACCGGUUCUGCCAGCGGAGGUUCUGCCCCGACGUGGGGUUGA
Messenger RNA from Echinococcus granulosus, 1215 nucleotides. Its product is annotated as E3 ubiquitin-protein ligase sina. Gene Ontology annotation, cellular component: cytoplasm. Lineage: Eukaryota; Metazoa; Platyhelminthes; Cestoda; Cyclophyllidea; Taeniidae. Gene Ontology annotation, molecular function: zinc ion binding; ubiquitin conjugating enzyme binding; ubiquitin protein ligase activity. Bases 1 to 1215 code for a protein of 404 amino acids. Gene Ontology annotation, biological process: multicellular organism development; proteasome-mediated ubiquitin-dependent protein catabolic process. The transcript is spliced from 5 exons. The record is from RefSeq and is a predicted model, not a curated record.